CCGGCCCGGAUCGGCUCGGCUCGGCUCGGCCCAGAUCGGAUCUGCUCGGCUCCGCUCCGCGCGGCACGCACCGCCCCAGCCCCGCCGACCCCCGCCAUGGCGAAGGCGAUCCACAAGGGCUUGUUCUGCCCCAGCUUCGUGAAGAAGAACUCGCUGCUGCUGAGCACGGUGGCUGCCGUGCUGGCGGGUAUUGGAUUUGGCAUGCUUGUACGGGAAUAUGGCAAACUGUCUAACUUGGAUAAGUUCUACUUUGCAUUUCCCGGGGAAUUGCUGAUGAGAAUGCUCAAACUCAUCAUUCUGCCAUUAAUCAUAUCAAGUAUGAUCACAGGUGUUGCUGCUUUGGAUUCCAGCGUUUCUGGGAAGAUUGGUUUGCGAGCAGUUGUAUAUUAUCUCUGCACUACAGUCAUUGCUGUAAUACUAGGGAUUGUCCUUGUUGUGACCAUUAAACCUGGAGUGACUCAAAGAGCAAGUGAGAUUCACAGAGUGGGCAGUACUCCAGAAGUCAAUACUGUUGAUGCCAUGCUGGAUCUGAUCAGGAAUAUGUUCCCAGAGAACCUUGUUCAAGCCUGUUUCCAACAGUAUAAAACCAAACGUGAAGAAAUUAAAACUAAAACCGCUGUGGAUAAAAAUAGCUCUAUAUUUCGAGAAGAAUCCACUACAACAUCUACGACAGCAAAGGCUUCAGAGAACAAAACCCAGGAAUAUAAAAUCGUGGGGAUGUAUUCCAAUGGCAUCAAUGCGCUGGGGUUGAUUGUCUUUUGUCUUGUUUUUGGAAUGGUUAUUGGGAAAAUGGGAGAGAAAGGACAAGUGCUGAUGGAUUUCUUCAACGCACUGAACGAAGCUACAAUGAGAAUAGUGAAGAUAAUUAUGUGGUAUAUGCCAAUUGGUAUCCUUUUUUUAAUUGCUGGGAAGAUAAUAGAAGUUGAGGACUGGGAAAUCUUUCGUAAAUUGGGUCUUUAUAUGGCUACAGUAAUAAGUGGACUUGCAAUCCAUUCCAGUGUAAUUCUGCCACUUAUCUACUUUGUAAUAGUAAGGAAAAAUCCUUUUCGGUUUGCUAUGGGGAUGGCUCAGGCGCUCCUGACAGCCCUCAUGAUCUCUUCCAGUUCAGCAACUUUGCCUGUCACCUUCCGCUGUGCAGAAGAAAAAAACUUGGUUGACAAAAGAAUCACAAGGUUCGUUCUUCCAGUUGGAGCAACCAUCAACAUGGAUGGCACAGCUCUCUAUGAAGCAGUAGCAGCCAUAUUUAUUGCACAGCUGAAUGACUUAGAACUGGAUAUUGGCCAAAUAAUCACCAUUAGUGUCACAGCUACAGCAGCCAGCAUCGGGGCUGCAGGCGUGCCCCAAGCUGGACUUGUCACCAUGGUGAUUGUGCUGAGUGCCGUUGGCCUGCCUGCAGAGGAUGUUACUCUGAUCAUUGCAGUUGACUGGCUUCUGGAUCGAUUCAGAACAAUGGUGAAUGUCUUGGGAGACGCCUUUGGUACAGGAGUAGUGGAGAAGCUCUCAAAAAAGGAGCUGGAGCAGAUGGAUGUCACCUCUGAGGUCAACAUAGUCAAUCCUUUUGCCUUGGAAACAGGAAUACUUGAUAAUGAUGAAACACAGGCCAAGAAAUCUUACAUCAAUGGAGGCUUUGCAAUAGAUAAAUCUGACACCAUAUCCUUCACACAGACAUCCCAGUUCUAAAGCCAGUAGCUUUCAGAUCAAACAGGAGCACUAGGGGACAUGGCCAUAUGCAAUAUCUCAAAAAGCUUAAAGAAAAUUGAGAAUUAAUUACAUCUCACAUUUGAUUUAC
Messenger RNA from Poecile atricapillus (Black-capped chickadee), 1789 nucleotides. RefSeq names its product solute carrier family 1 member 1 (gene SLC1A1). The coding region runs from base 97 to 1680 and encodes 527 amino acids. The record is from RefSeq and is a predicted model, not a curated record. Gene Ontology annotation, molecular function: L-glutamate transmembrane transporter activity; glutamate:sodium symporter activity; L-cysteine transmembrane transporter activity. Lineage: Eukaryota; Metazoa; Chordata; Aves; Passeriformes; Paridae. Gene Ontology annotation, biological process: L-glutamate transmembrane transport. The transcript has 12 exons. Gene Ontology annotation, cellular component: plasma membrane.